Molecule: messenger RNA, 2175 nt
Organism: Brassica rapa (field mustard)
Lineage: Eukaryota; Viridiplantae; Streptophyta; Magnoliopsida; Brassicales; Brassicaceae
Product: F-box protein At3g58530
Biological process (GO): SCF-dependent proteasomal ubiquitin-dependent protein catabolic process
Cellular component (GO): SCF ubiquitin ligase complex
Molecular function (GO): protein binding
Source: RefSeq, a predicted model, not a curated record
UUCGAGUAUCAGAUGACGCAAAUGAGGAAAAGGGUUUAGGGUUUAUCUCAGAGUUUGCUAAUGUCAAUGGAAAGAUAGUGAAAAGCGAGGGGGCGAGUGAAGCAGACAAGGUGCUCGACGAAAUUACUGAGUGAAUCUGAAAGCGAGUUUUUUUCCGACUUCUAAUAGUAGGCCAGCCUUUUAACUAGUGUUGUGCAUUCGGUAGGAACCGAAGCAGACAGAACCAAAGUUUUCGGUUUUCUGUUUGAUUCGGCCAUAACAACCAGAAAACCUGAAUAAACCGAAAAAAAACAAGAAAUCGAAUAAAUCAAAAGAAACCGAAUUUUGCACCCCCAAGUUUUUUUUUCUUUUCUACUAAAUUAACCGAAUAACCUGAGCUUCGAACCGAACCAAAAUUUAGUUCGGUUUAAUGUGAUGGUAUUUUUCUCAAAAUAAAAAAAAACCGAAUAAACCGAUCCAUAGAAAAAACCGUCUAAACCGGAUGCCCAGCUCUGCUUUUAAGUUUUAACUGGCUUGGUCAUGUUUUUUACAGAGAGAACCUAAACAAGUUUCGACUUUUGUCGGCGGUGAAACCAAAUUUGCAUAACCAAUCAAGAAACACAACUCGCGUCUCUGGAAGAUUUGGCUCGUGCUCUUAGACUCUAGUCCUGAGGCUGUUUGGUUGAAAAACUUGCGAAGCUUGGAUUGGAGAAUCAUGGAAUCGAAGAAAGUGAUGGAAGAGGAAGAAGAGAUGUGGAGGAGAGAGAUAGUGACAAGCGUGAUGAGGAUAGUGAGCACAAGAUUGCCACAGAGAGAUCUAAUAUCUCUCCUUCUCGUUAGCCCUUGGCUCUACCGCACCCUGGUCUCUUACCCUUCCAUCUGGCUGAACAUUGAUUUGCGUGAGAGGACCAAUGCAGGGGAUAGGCUGUUAGCUGCUCUGUCCUUGCCAAGAUAUCGUCAAGUGAAGCAUAUCAAUCUUGAAUUUUCCCAGGGUGUUGAGGACACUCAUCUUCAACUUGUGAAAAGCCAUUGUCAUGAUGCGCUUUCAAGCUUAGAAUGCUUGAAUCUGAACGGGUGCCAGAAGAUAUCAGACAGUGGAAUAGAAGCUAUAACUAGCAUAUGUCCCAAGUUAAAAGUUAUCUCUAUCUACUGGAACGUGAGGGUGACUGAUGAUUGCAUUAGACAUCUAGUGAAGAAUUGCAGAAACAUCAUUGAUUUGAACCUAAGUGGCUGCAAGAGCAUAACAGACAAAGGUAUGCAACUAGUAGCUGAAACUUAUCAAGACUUAGAGGCACUGAAUAUCACCAGGUGUGUUAAGAUCACAGAUGAUGGAUUACUUCAUGUGCUACAAAAGUGUUCCUCUCUGCAGACCUUAAACCUCUAUGCUCUUUCAGGCUUCACAGACAAAGCUUACAAGAAGAUAUCUCUUUUGGCUGAGCUAAGGUUCUUAGACCUGUGUGGUGCUCAGAACUUAUCUGAUGAAGGGCUUGGUCAUAUAGCUAAGUGCAACAAGCUAGAGACUCUCAACUUGACAUGGUGUGUGCGUAUCACAGAUGCAGGUGUGAUUACCAUUGCUAAUAGUUGCACCUCCCUCGAAUUUCUCAGCUUGUUUGGAAUAGUUGGGGUGACUGAUAGAUGUCUGGAGGCUCUCUCGCAGACCUGUUCUGCUACACUCACCACUCUUGAUGUCAAUGGCUGCAUCGGCAUUAAGAGACGAAGCCGUGAAGAGUUGCUUCAGAUGUUCCCUCGUCUGAUAUGCUUUAAAGUACACAGCUAAUUUGCUCUUUGACUCCAGGACUCUCAACAAUAUCUACCCUGUCUUUGACAAGAGUACAAAGACAUCUCUUGGUCUGCCCUUUGUCUAUUUUUUCCUUCAGUGUGGUGCAGCAUGUUGAGUCUGGAGCUUUUGAUCAGUCAUGUAAUCUCGACGUCCCUUUACGUCCUGAUUAUAUUAUGAUCUCACACCAAGAAACAUUAUUGCUACUGUCAUCUAUAAAGACCGCAUCUGUUAGACUCCAUAAAUACAUGUUAAUGGAGUAUUGUUUGUACCAUCUUGUUAUUUUUUCGUCAGUAGCUCUCGGCUUAUGGAUGUGCUAGUUUUGGAGAAGAAAGACUAUGUUAUGGGGAAAUGGGAAUGUGUUUUUGUUUUUGUAGUCAAGCUAUAUUUGGUAAUUUACUGAUAAAUCUUCCAUUUCA